Molecule: messenger RNA, 2253 nt
Organism: Penicillium verhagenii
Lineage: Eukaryota; Fungi; Ascomycota; Eurotiomycetes; Eurotiales; Aspergillaceae
Product: putative respiratory complex assembly protein Rmp1
Exons: 1
Coding region: 1-2253 (750 amino acids)
Source: RefSeq, a predicted model, not a curated record
AUGCGACGACAUCCAAAGAGCCUUUUGGGACUCUUCGAAUCCCCAUUACUUCAUAAAGGACACAUCCAGCCGUCCAUUCGAACCCUGACUCCUCGUUUUCAAUCCUCGUCCUCCAAUGAUUCGCGUUCCGACCAAACCAACUUGAACACCCGUCAUGGCACCACCGUCCGUCACAAACCUAAAAACUAUCUUCACAGCGAAAGAUUGCCGAUUGGAGUUACUUCACUAGGUGAACCUGGUGAAGUGGUUAUCGUGCCCCCCAAAAUCCGCCGACGACCGCAGCACAGUGGCCCGAAUGCGUUGGGAGAAGGAGAAGGCCAGCUGAAGGAAGACCCAAGCUCAGUCUCUGCUAUUCUGCACGACAUGGACGAGGAGUCAGUUGAAACGACGGCGGAGAUAAUACGGGUCAGAAUGGAAGGCCUCCGGACAUAUCGACCCAAGCAAAAACUGACUGCCAGCGAGUGGGAGGACCUUCAAUCGACCAUUGUAUCAUCCUUUUCCCGUCCUCAGCUGUCACAAUACGUGGCCGCAUAUAAUCACGACAUGCCGAUCUCCGAGGACAACCUUGCACCAUGGCGACCGGGAACAUCUGCAUUUAUCCUCAAAACCGGCUCAAGACUGCGACCCCGGCUUGAUCACAAAAUGCAAUUGGCGGAACAUAUUCUUCGAGAGUUUUGGCAGCUUUCCAUUUUGGAUGAGGUGGGCCACCUGGACCUCACUUUGCCUCCUCUAUAUAUCAAUUUACUCCUAGCGGCCAACAACUUCUCAUUUGACGAAGUGGCAGGUCUCCACAAGUCCAGUAUUGAUAUCACCCACUCUCUAGGGUUGGUGAGAAUUACGGGAACCGAGACGAGUUGCGAAUCAACUUGCGAAGUCAUUUCAGAUGCUGCCGCUCGAAUUCAAGAGGAACAGGUUGGGAUUGACUUUGUCACCGUUGGCACACGCUUCACUCCGAACUUUAUCGAUUGGGUGUGCCAAACAUACGGUGUUGAAAUCGACCGACAGGCUGUCCAGGGUCCGGAAAGGAUUCUGUACCUGAAGGAAAACAAACGGGGGGCGGAGGAAGCUCGAAGGACGCUAGGCCUCGCAGCUCACGGUGCUAAUCCAUCACCUCAACCGUUCUCUACGUACCUACCAGCCUCCGAACCAGCAAAUGUAUACGACUACACCCCCGAGACCACCGCUAGCUGGUUGGAUCAACAAAAAUCCUGGUUCCGAUGGGCCAUGCCCGCUGUUCAGACUACCGCGACUGAACCCCAACCCACCCCUUUCUUCAAUGGCCACAACGCCCUGCUAUCUAACACUUUGUUAAAGCUUCUGCGUGAUCAGCGCGAAGCUAACCCCGUCUCUCUUGGUGGGUUCACACUUCAGGAAUCGGUGACCGCCGCAGUUGGAAGGUGUCUAUUCAACCGGAAGUCUACAUUUGACGAGACAACAAUCAGCGCCUCUCAGCUUGGCAAGCUUUCUUUACCACGAACUUUUGUGCCCGAUGUACCUCGAAUCAAACCUUUCUUGGACUCGCUCUCACCAAUCGCCCCAGAGAAUGGAAUCCCGAUCCAUGUUGUUCGGCUGAUUCCGUUGCCAGGAUCAUCUGGCAAUCUUCCAGAGCUAGAAGUGGAAUUUUCCCCUAAGACUAUGAAUGCGUCGGGGGCCUCCCAAGACCCCAUUUCCAUCCACGGUGUCAGGUUCAUCCUCGAUACGAACAGUGUCGAUUUCCUCCUUCCAGAGACUGGACUUGAUCUACGCUUCACGCGUACUCUCCACUUGCAGGCCUCGGCUGAGACCGUCACCGAUGAAGAACAGUAUGAAGAGCUCUUGAACAGCAUCAAGCAGUCUCUUCGCGAUACGUUCACUUCCCCGUCAAGCAUCGAGGGCUCUUCCCUGCCUGCCUUCGGACAUAUUCGCCUACCGCAAAAUAUCUUCCCAUCAUGCCUUCACACCAAGACCGAGGGCAAGGUCGACUCUGUCGAGUAUAUUUUCCCUCCAAUGAAUGAUGCUCGAGGAGCUGUUGCCCAAAGAUAUCACUUUGAGGGUACGCAGUUGAGCUACCGCUUCUAUGAAAGUGGGCCGUUCCUCGCAGCCAGGACUACUGAAGUUUCGCUUGACAUGAAUAUCCCUCAAGAUACCAUGGAGGUUGUGGAUGGCGAGUCUCAGGAUGCCGUGGAACAAAACUUCCACUCCUUUUACAACACCGCUUGCGACAUGGCGUUUAAAAUCGACAAGGCAAGAUACCCGGACGAACACGACGGAUAG